UGAACGUGCCCUGGACACAAUGAACUUUGACACUAUUAAAGGUCGACCAAUUAGAAUCAUGUGGUCUCAACGAGAUCCAUCUCUAAGAAAGUCGGGCUUGGGAAAUGUCUUUAUUAAGAACUUGGACAAAAGUAUUGAUAAUAAAGCAAUGUAUGAUACCUUUUCAGCCUUUGGUAACAUCCUGUCAUGCAAGGUAGCUACAGAUGAAGAGGGAAAUUCUAAAGGUUAUGGAUUUGUACAUUUUGAAACAGAAGAAGCUGCCAAUAAUGCCAUUCAGAAAGUUAAUGGCAUGCUACUAAAUGGAAAGAAAGUAUUUGUAGGCAAGUUUAUACCACACAAGGAACGAGAAAAACUUAUGGGUGAAAAAGCACGCAGAUUUACCAAUGUGUAUGUAAAGAAUUUUGGAGAUGAAUUUGAUGAUGAAAAGUUACAAGAUUUUUUUGAAAAGUAUGGGAAGAUCACAAGUGCAAAGGUAAUGCCAGAUAAUGAUGGGAAGUCUAAAGGUUUUGGAUUUGUAAGCUUUGAAGACCCAGAGAGUGCUGAGAGGGCAGUUGAUGAUAUGAAUAGUAAAGAAUUAAAUGGGAGAAUUCUCCAUGUUGGACGGGCUCAAAAAAGAGCUGAACGUCAAGCAGAACUGAAACGGAAGUUUGAGCAGCUUAAAAUAGAGCGUAUUACAAGAUAUCAGGGAGUAAACCUGUAUGUGAAGAACCUUGAUGAUGGAAUUGAUGAUACAAGAUUACGAAAUGAAUUUGCUCCAUAUGGAACCAUAACUAGUGCAAAGGUUAUGACAGACAGCAAUGGUCGCUCCAAAGGUUUUGGGUUUGUGUGCUUUAGCUCACCAGAGGAAGCAACAAAAGCUGUGACUGAGAUGAAUGGUCGUAUUGUUGUUUCCAAGCCACUUUAUGUGGCAUUGGCUCAAAGAAAAGAGGACCGCAAAGCUCACUUAGCCUCACAGUAUAUGCAAAGAAUGGCUGGCAUGCGCAUGCAGCUUGGCCAAAUGUUCCAACCUGGAGGAGCAGGUUACUUUGUACCAACUAUGCCACAGGCUCAGCGUGGCUACUUCCCCUCGCAAAUGCCCCAAAUGCGAGCUGCUACUCGUUGGCCUGGCCAGCCAGCCAUUCAUCAUGGUGGACAACCAAGUGCAGCAUUCCAAGGAGUUCACUCUGUCCCCUAUGCACGUCAGUCAAGACCUCAAGCUGGAGGACAACCAGGAUUGCGAGGUGGAAUAAGUGCUCGACCUAUUACAGGUCAGCAGGGAACAGCUGCUGGUCGAGUGGCAGGAAUGCAUCCCUCUGGUAUUCCUACAGCAGGCCCAACAUCUAUUCCAGGGGCUAAUGUGAACCACCCUCGUCCUGCUACUUUUAAGUACACAGCUAACAUUCGUAAUCCUCAUCAGCCAGUUCCCGUUGGUCAGCCAGCUGUCCAACAGGUGCCUCAACAAGCUGUACACAUUCAAGGACAGGAACCACUAACAUCUUCUAUGUUGACCGAGGCUAACCCACAAGAACAGAAACAGAUGUUGGGAGAACGCCUUUUCCCACUCAUUCACCGUACACACCCAGAUUUGGCUGGCAAGAUUACUGGAAUGCUGCUUGAGAUUGACAACUCUGAUUUGUUACACAUGUUGGAACACCAUGAAUCCCUGAAAGCCAAAGUUGAGGAAGCUGUUGCUGUUCUUCAGGCUCAUCAGGCCAAAGAAGCCCUGGCUGUAGCAACUGUAGUUGGAGUGAAGAAGGAAUAAACAAAACAGCAUUUAGUUUAUAGAAUUUUCUCCACUAACAGAACAGGGUAUUUUGUUUAUAAGACAUUACAGCUGUAUUUAACAAUAGUCAACAUUCUCGCAGUAGUUGUACUUAAUUAUACUUGUCAUAAGACUACGUUAGGCGUAUUAUGACAAGUAUAAUUAACUAUAAUCAUGCUUUACCAGCUUACAAAAGGCAUUUGCAUCAUAAUGUUUCUAUAACUGUUCAAACAGAGCAUCAGCAGUGAAUGACAACCAUAAUAUAAAAAAGAAAUUCAUAUUAAACAAUACAUGCUGAAUUGUCUUACAAACAUAAGAAUAUCACUGGCAGCUCUAGCAAUCUGCUUGUGAUGGGUGGGUGGUGUUGUGUGAUCAGAACUCAUCUGAUUUUUAUGGUGUUUCCUACAAACAUUAGUACUUUUUAUGGUUUAAAAAAUAAAGAAAAAAAGCAAGAAAAGAGAAAAUGCCCACGUGAACAUCAAAUUUAGAUGGUUUGAAAUACAGAAAUAUAUAUAUAUAUGUAUACAUAAUACAAAAAAAAUUAAAAAAA
Molecule: messenger RNA, 2291 nt
Organism: Limulus polyphemus (Atlantic horseshoe crab)
Lineage: Eukaryota; Metazoa; Arthropoda; Merostomata; Xiphosura; Limulidae
Product: polyadenylate-binding protein 4-like
Exons: 10
Coding region: 20-1741 (573 amino acids)
Cellular component (GO): nucleus; cytosol; cytoplasmic stress granule
Molecular function (GO): poly(U) RNA binding; mRNA 3'-UTR binding; poly(A) binding
Source: RefSeq, a predicted model, not a curated record